Messenger RNA from Osmia bicornis bicornis, 5081 nucleotides. RefSeq lists its product as uncharacterized. The record is from RefSeq and is a predicted model, not a curated record. Gene Ontology annotation, molecular function: signaling receptor activity. The transcript has 17 exons. Gene Ontology annotation, biological process: nervous system development. The coding region runs from base 641 to 4324 and encodes 1227 amino acids. Lineage: Eukaryota; Metazoa; Arthropoda; Insecta; Hymenoptera; Megachilidae. Gene Ontology annotation, cellular component: external side of plasma membrane; signaling receptor complex.
CGACGCGGUCUCGACUCGGAAGUACGCUCGGUAGUAAACGAGUACGCGCGCGCCAAGUGACACGAGGAUCGAGUGUUUCGCGACACCCUUUCCCACGUCCUUUUCUGCGCCAACACUUACACACGAACACGUACACGCACACGAAACACACACUAAAAAUAACACUAAACCGAGUCGCGUUCGAGUGUACAUCUCUUCGUUCGUGUUAACGUGUUUCGUGUUUUUCCGCGCGUGUGUUUCGGAAAAGAGGGACCCUCAAUCGAGGGUCAAACUUGUAGCAAACAGGUUUACAAGUUGAAUCAGCUUCUGGAUAACGAUCCAGAGAUGAUCUCGAUCGUCUGUGACGCGCACGUGUGAUCCAUCCAGAGAAUCGCGAUCCUCUUCCACCGAUUAUAAUAUAUAAUAGAAUAGGAUAGGAUAGAUAAAAAUGUUUCCGUCGAAAUCGGUGUGUGCGUGAGUCAUUUUUUUCUCGGCAAAUUUUUACCAGAAGUGUGAAAAAGUUGAUCGUUGAACUGACGGAAAAGGAUAACGAAGUGUGAACCGGCGCGGCGUUUCCGGUCUGGAUACGACGAGCGUUGGCGCGGUUUGGAUCGUAUCGAAGGUGGAGGAAACGGGGCACGAUGAGACGGACGACGAGAGGAUGUCGCGCGGACGCCGCGGGAUUCAUCGUCGUCGUCGUCGUUCGACACCUUCAUCUCGAUCGUUGGCCCUCGAAAGUUUCCAAGAGGAUCGUUUUACGAACACGCUGAAAGAUAGAGGACCCAUGUUGUACCAUGAUCUGAUGGGUAGAGUCAUGUCACGUGUCGUCGGGACGCUGCUGGCGCGAUCGACGCUGUUCGCGAGUGUUGCGGCAGCGAUCGUCGUGUUGUCGUGUUGCUGCAGGUGCACUCGAGCCAGCGAGUUCCCUGAAAGGGAAUGCUGCGAUCUCAUAUUCCCGAUUCCGGAACCAACUGGCAGAUCAACGUCCGCUCCGACGCCUACCGGAAGAAGCGGAUCCGACAUCAAAGAAGCAGUUGCCAUACUGAAUUGUCUGUACGCUCGUCAAUUGUGCUUCGAGGAUCCAUCCUGUAGCGCCAUCCUGGAGAUCAUACCAAGGCUCUGCGGCCCGGAGAUAGUGGCUUGCUCGACGGUGACAGUGACAAAGUGUCAAGCGGCCCUGCACACUCUGCAAGCUUUCACUUUCUUCCGACCCACGUGCCUCUGCAGGGAACGCCACGUAGAUCAGGAAUGUAACAGCUUCCAGACCUUCCUCUUCGAUCACCCUUGCAUCGAUGUCUUGAACAAGGAUAAGGACCCGUAUUCCAUCGACGCUCUGCCUACAUGCAAUCAUGCGCUGAACGUCUGUUUACGAGACAAACCGUGCAGCCAGAUUUUCGACGACUUCAAAAGUAACUGCAAAUCGCGAGAGGGCAAGUGCAGGAUGGAGAGCCGGAGUGCUUGCCACGAUUCCUGGACCCAACUACGACUGUCGCCAAUGUUCGGUUGUAUAUGUCCAAACAUUCGCAUGAAGAGACGUUGCGACAAGAUCUUCUCCACGGUGAAUCACAAUCCGUGCGUUGAGUUCCUGCCCUCCUCUACCUCCGUUGACCUGUCGGGCACGGACUCGGCCCUGUAUCCGUUCGACCCGCAGCAGGAGAGCUACCAGGAGAUCUGGUUACCGGCCACCAGUAUGUACCCCUAUUUUCUGUUCCCCGGGACCGCGCGCACCUCGUACUACGACCACGAGAGCACGUACGACGUCCAGGAUCCGGGACAGAGGCAUCAGCACGGCCAUCGUCAUCAGCAUGGUCGUCAUCAAGAAGCACCGGAAUUACCUGGCAGGCCAGGCGUGCUCGUGGUCGAGGCGUACGAUCCUCGUGCCGAUCCUGAAGACCGGCAAGAGGCUCGUGCUGGUACCGACGACGAGCAACGUUCUGUGUACAGGCAGAAAGAUACGGAUGAUCGAUCAAUGGAAGGACCUGGAAGCUUCUAUGAUCGCGGCUCUUCUUCUUCCUCUUCUUCUUCUUCUUCUUCUUCUUCUUCUUCUUCUUCUUUCUCCUCUUCUUCUUCUUCUUCUUCUUCUUCUUCUUCUUCUUCGUCCACAUUAUCCAAGCAUGAUCGUGCCACCAGCACAGUGCACCUGCAGCCAAGGCACUCCCAAAGCGAGCAUGAUGCGCACCUGCACCAUCAUCACCAUCACCAGCACCACCCUGCACCACCUGCACCACCGUCCGCCGCGACGUCGUCGUCCUCGUCUUCUUCGUCUUGGUCGUUGUCAUCGUCGUCGUCGUCGUGGUCGAGUUAUCCGCCAUCGGCUCGUCCAACGCCUACCGUGGACGAGACCAAACGAAUCGACAGGCCUGACUUUGUGCAGCCGAAGAAAUUCGCACCGAGGCCAACCUACGAACACCGGGCGAUCAUCGAUCGCGCCGACGACGACCUCGACGAUCUCGAGUUCAGGAUCGGCGCGCUGCCAGUCGACCGGCUCUUCGAUCUCCGACAGGCCUUCGAAGGGUUCGUCGACCAAGUGAAGGUCAUCUCACAUCCGGACAAUUCGACCAGCUUCGAGCUGAUCGAAUCGCAGCUGGAGAAUCCAUUAAUCGACGCCGAUCAUCAAGAUCUACUGGCGAUGAAGCAGAUUCCUGUGCUCGGUGGACAUCAUCACAAGUCGCAUCACAAGAGGAACCAGACGGACGAGCACGAUCAAACGUCCAUGGUGUUGCCGUCUGCCUCGUCAGAUUUGGACAAAAUCCAGCAACCAGUGAAGGUCGUGCUCUCCAGCACCUGUCACCACGCGUACACUGCCUGCAAAAAUGACCCCGAGUGCAGAGUGUUACUGGAACCGGUGCUGAACCACUGCGAUCCGAGCAGUUGCUCCAGGAACGAGUGCAUGGACGCUUUGCAGAACUUUUACAAGUCUGCUAAUCACAAGCACUCCGUGGAAAUCGCCUUCUGCCUGUGCAGGAAGACGGAUAACAGGAAGGACGAGUGCAUAGUGGCGCAGGAGAAGAUGCACCCUGCGUGCGCCCAACGUGUCGAGGGUGCAGAGAUGCCUCCCUGCCAUACCCUGGCUGAGACGUGCAAGGAAAACAGAAGUUGCAGAAUGAAGUUGGAAUAUUACGAACAAAGUUGUGCGGUGGAUAGUGUAACGAAAAAGUGCGCCGGACCAACCGCUGAAUGCAGAAAAGCGAUGCUGGGAAUUCUUGGGACGAAACUAAGAUCGAGCUGCGCCUGCAAGAGCACCGAACUUACCCAACUUUACGACUGUAUCGGCUGGCAGAGGCUUUUAUGGGUGAAUCCUUGCGUAGUCGAGUCCCAGAAGGAUUAUCACGCUCGUAGGAUACACCAUCAUUAUCCGAGGACCACAACGACGACCAUCUCGUCGACGACCAAGUCGCCAGUUAGCACGACGACGGUCAUCGUGGUCGAACAAGUGGAAGAUAAUCAAAUACCGGAAGUGACGAGGUGGCCGACCACCGAACCCACGGAAACUUGGGAAAUCACUACCACGAGCAGUACCACCAUAAGUACCACUCCAAGUACCACUACAAGUACCACCACCCCGCCUCGCUUCUGCGUGGUUCAAAGGCCGAGGCAAAGUCACCAAUACAUAAGGGAGGGCAAAGGCAAGAGGCUGUAUCGCGAGGACGAACCUGAAUGCUCGGAGCUGUGCCAGUGUGGCGAGGGUGAGGUUUUGAUCUGCAACACGAUCUGUGUGGAUUCGUCGCCGUGCAAGACGGACUUCGCCUUCUAUAAUCACGAGGCACCAGCGUAUCAGGCGCAUCGGGGACCCUGCCUUUGCUAUAGCGGUCGUUUCAUAUGCAUGCGGCCUUCGCCCGAUGCUUACUCAAUACCGCACGGAGUGUUCAUGUUCCUCGGCUACAGCGAAAAGGACGAGAGCUUAUUGAGACAGCACAAUAAUCUCACGGUCCUGGACGCGGUGUCGUCUCUCGAUAGUUUCAUGAGGGAAGAAGUUAACAAUCAGACGGUCUGCACCCUGUUCCUGUACAACGCGACCCGAGAAAACGUGAUUGCAGUGGCGCGUCUCGGGACUGACAAUCCACCCCUAAAUAGCAGCCAAGCUCAAAGUCUGCAGCACCUUCUGCGCGUCAAGGAGGAGUGCGCCUCGAUGUUACAGGAUCUCAGCGACAAGAUCAACAACAAGCACCACGAGGUGCACACGCACCCUUUGCUCUCGAUCUUCAAGAUGGCGGAGGUCGAGGUCAAGCUACCAUACAGCAACGAGGUCGGUGGUCUCUUGAGAUCGUCGAGUUUCCUACUCGUCGCAAUCCUUCCGCUGCUCAGUCUGCUUCGAUCGUCGUCGACGUGUCUGCUCGGCUCGUGACACGGGCCGCAGGUCACCGGCAUCGUCUGUCGAGAACCCUGCAACUUCUCGAACGCCUAGUAAACACAUACACCCACACGUACACGUACACACACACGCACUCGCGCUCAGGCACACGUACACAUACAGACGCGCGCAGGCACACACGAACUUCGCGAGCCAUCACGAGAUCGAACAUGUCUCGCGAGUAUUCUCUCGAACCGGCGAGAAUCUCACGGCCUCUGAAGGCACGGAUCAACGAACGACAGUCGAAGUCGCGGAUAAAACGAACGGGGCUCUAAUGUUCGUGCCUCGUGGAUCAAAGAUGUAGAGAAAAUAGAUCGUUACCGCGAUCGAGGAUCCCGUGCAGCCAAUGAAUACGAUGAUGGUACACCUCCGGGCAACGUCGACUUCUCUUGCCUGUUGAAAGGCAAAGAUACACUUAGAGUGGCGGAAAAGAGAGCUUUUCAUUUAUCUAUUAUUAGUCGUGGAAAACAUAGCGUAUAUGGAGCAGUCCCAUGUCUAACGUAGAAUGAUGAGAGGUACCUUAACCUAGGGUAGUUUACCUUGCCCACACGUGUACACUGUCACUGUUUAGUGAAGAGUGGAUAAAUCGAGGUAUAAUUUUAUUCUUUUUCAAGUAUUUUCUUCGCAAUUAACAUAUUCUGCUAUACAAGGCGUUAAAAAAUUCCCUGAAGACCUCUACACCGUUGGAUAGAUCACGAAAAAUCGAAGCGAAAAGUCCUGUAGCAUUUUUCGAUGGGAUCAGUAGUUUAGC